This is a messenger RNA of Globicephala melas (long-finned pilot whale), 3438 nucleotides long. RefSeq names its product TSR2 ribosome maturation factor (gene TSR2). NCBI's taxonomy places the organism in Eukaryota, Metazoa, Chordata, Mammalia, Artiodactyla, Delphinidae. Gene Ontology annotation, cellular component: nucleus. Gene Ontology annotation, biological process: maturation of SSU-rRNA from tricistronic rRNA transcript (SSU-rRNA, 5.8S rRNA, LSU-rRNA). The record is from RefSeq and is a predicted model, not a curated record.
CGUCACAUGCUCCGCGGCCGGAUGAUGGCGGGCGCUGCUGAAGAUUUGCGAGCGCUCUUCGGGGUUGCUGUCCGCGCGGCGCUGGAGGCCUGGCCCGCCUUGCAGAUCGCUGUGGAGAACGGCUUCGGGGGUGUGCACAGCCAGGAGAAGGCUGAGUGGCUGGGGGGUGCAGUGGAGGAGUACUUCUUCCGCAAUGCUGACUUGGAGCUAGAUGAGGUGGAGGACUUCCUCGGGGAGCUAAUGACAAACGAGUUUGAUACGGUUGUGGAGGAUGGGAGUCUGCCCCAGGUGAGCCAGCAGCUACAGACCAUGUUCCACCACUUCCAGAGGGGUGAUAGGGCUGCUCUGAAGGAGAUGGCCUCUCUCAUCACCCAAAGAAAGUGCAAGGUCAGAGCCACCGUACUGACGACAGCCAGAGAGACUGAUGAGGAUGAUGAUGCAAACAGCGUGGAGGAGAUGGAGGUCGCAGCUACGAAUGAUGGGGCAGCUACAGAUGGGGUCUGCCCCCAGCCUGGUCCAGACUCCCAGACUAUUAAGGAAGAGGAGAUAGUGGAGGAUGGCUGGACCAUUGUCCGGAGAAAGAAAUGAGUGGGGCUGGAAAUAGUCUGGGUCCUUGUUUGCUAGUUGUUUGGGGCUUGUUUGUAGGGGUUUUUUGGAGGGUCAUGGACCUCUGGACUGGUUACCCCAUCUCCACCCUCUCCCAUUCCCCUGUCCAGCUCCUUCCAGGGAAGAAGAGCCCAAGGGUCUUUGGUCUUGGGGUGGUCUGAGUGAUGAGGCCUGGUUUCCCAGCAAAGUGCCACUUGGGUGCAGUCAGUGUGAAGAGGGAGGGAUGAGUGGGUAUGGGCGUGACUAGAGGAAAAGCUAAACGCUGGCUGGUAGUAGACAGGUGGAUGUGUGAAGGGAGAGGACCAACAGGAGAACCAGUAUUCCCGCUGGGUAAGGAAUGUUAAGAUGAGCUUGCUCAUGGUUAGUUGAUGAUGUGAACGGAAGUAGCUGUGGUACCUCUCCCUCGCUUCCCCCUGCCCCCACACAGAGCAGCUGUAUGCCCCUGCCCAGAAAUUGGAACCUCCCAGGAAUGCUUGCUUCCUGCAGCCCAGUGUCCAGCCCUGGGCUCCUUCAGGAUGUCUAAGACCUUGUCUAGGCAGUGAGCUCGGGGGACCUGGGGCUUUGUUUUCUGUCUCCUUCAACCUCUUUUCAAACUCCUCAUCCCAUUGAAGUCCAGGGAUGAGGCUUAAGACCUCAAUAAAUAAUACCUUAUUGUUUAAUUUGUGGCUUGACCUGUGAGUAGUCUUGGAAUCAGCCUUCUGGGAGCUGAGCUUCAGAGCUCAGCAAGGGAGCAGUUUCUGGGCCCACCCCAGCAGCCUGGUACUUUGGACAAACAAACGGACGAAUGGAGCACAGCAGCGCUCUGAACGUUUCCGUAAGCCUGAAAUAAACUGUAUUUUUCUUUAAAAAACAAAACAAAGAGUAUUCAUUGUCCUCCCCGCCCCCCACCCCCACCCCCGUUCCCCUGUCCUGCCCGGUGGCCCUGCCAUGGGUCUGGACGAUAAAAUACUGGGUAGCCUGGGGCCAGGUAGAAGCUGUAAGCCGUGGGAGAGGCAGGAGGUCACCACCCCAUGUAGCAUCAUACAUGUGAAGACACUGGUUGAGGGGGCAGGGGUGGGCCAGGACCAUGGGGUCAGUGGCAGAGCUGGCACUUGAAUCCAGAUCUCCUGCCUCUGGUGCUUUGGGGGGAAUUGGGUGGAGGCAGGAGCUGUAGGGUAUUGAGGGGUUAGGGGGAAAUGGCCUAAUUCAGGCAGGUCUAGCAACAGCUCCCACCCUCCCUGGAGGACAGGGUUUAAAAAAUUUAACAUCACUGUAGGAAUAUUUGUUUUAAAAGCCCAGGUUUUGUGAAAAGAUGAAUUAAAAAACCCAAGACCCAGCAUUCAGGAUUGAAAGUGCCCAUGAUGGGAGUUCAAGUAUUGACUGAGCUGGGAGAGAGCGGGCUGGGGCCCUCAAUUGGACAUGGGCAGCUAGAGUGUGGGGCAGGGGGCCCCAGUUACCCACAAACCCUCUAGGUCUUGUCUCGGGUCUGGGGGGCUUCAGAGGGUUCUGCCGUGGCUCCUGAAGCUGCCACUGGUGCCUCCUCCAUCUCUCUGUCCUCAGACAGUGUGGGCCCUGGGCAGAACGUGUCCCCACGGCCUGCCCGGCCAAGCACAGCCAUCCAGCGCCGCUGCAGCUCCUCUGUCUCAGGACUGAAGUACCAGCUCAGGUGGCUCUGGGUGAUCUUGAAGACAUGCCGUCUGUCAGGCCGUUCCCCAGCCUCAGGAGGCCCCACCUCAAAGCCAAUGAGGGGCAGGCUGCGCUGGGCUUUCACAUCCUGGGGGACAGGGACAAAGCCAGGGGUCACCUAGGGGUUGGGCUUCUCACUGGUUUUGUAUCUGCUAAACCCCUCUUUUUCUUCCCUUGCUCAAGAACCUUAUGUGGCUUCACUGAGCAACAGGAAAAUGUCUGAACUGGGGCUAGAACGCAGGCUGGUUCAAAUACCUCUUUCCUUCCACACCCCAAACCAGGUGGGCUAGUCUCUUUAGCAUAUAAUGUUUUCCAGCCUUUGGGCUGUUGCCCCCCAUCUGCAUCUUCCCCAUUCCAAAUUGGAUUAAGCAGUGCCUUGUCUCCACUACAGCUUCCUCCAAGAAGCUAGCCCUCCCACAAGUCACCGACUUUUCUCUACAUAAGUUGACCCACAGUCACUCCUUGUCUCCAGCCAGUCUUUGUCUCACAAGGGUGGGGGCUUCUGAUUUCUCCUUAGGUUCACCCUAUCCUCCAAGGUCAAGGAGAGGUGAAGGACUCAUGUGAAAGGAGGGCAGCCUGGUUUUGCCAGGUGGCUGAAAGGACCCAAAGGAGUAGGAUGCACACCUGAGGGGCUCCGUAGAUGUACAGCACCAAGGGUUCGUUCUCAGGGACCACAAACCAGGCCUUGUGCCAGCCUUUCCCGCCCUUCUCCAUGUAGUGCAGGAAGCUGCAGAUGACGCUGUUCUCCGCAGCCACUGAGGCCUGUUUCUGUGGCCAGAGACAUGGGGGGCAUCAAUGUUGAUAGGAGGCCUAGCCUGGCUCCUCUUGGCUUCAACACCCCCUCAGCAUAGGCAUUGCUAUUUCCAUGUCUCAGAGGAGGAUGCUGAAGCUCAGGUGGCAGGAGUGAUUUGCCUGUUGUCACUCAGUCAGAGUCGAGAUUCAAAGCCAGGCUUGUCUGCCAGAUUUGGGCCAUGGCUGCUGCCUCUAAGAGUUGCUGGGAGGGGUGUGUAGCGCUCAGUGGGGGCACCUAAAUGCCAGUCAGGCAUUCUUCCAUCAGUCCAUUUAUUCCUCAAGUCAUUUAUGCAUUUACACUUCAUCUUUUUUUUCAUCUUUCAUCACAUGCAUUCCCUGCACUCAGCGAGAAGCAACCUAGCGUUGUGGUUAAGG